Camellia sinensis is the source of this 1813-nucleotide messenger RNA. Lineage: Eukaryota; Viridiplantae; Streptophyta; Magnoliopsida; Ericales; Theaceae. The record is from RefSeq and is a predicted model, not a curated record.
AAAGACACAAAAAGAAGAAAUGAACAUGUUGCCUGAUUUUGAUGACAUGGAAGAUGAAAAUGAAGAUGAUGAUGUUGUUGAGAUCAAUGUCAAUCAACACCGCAAGUUGACAAGUAGUAGCCAAGGUUCAUCCAAAUCCAAAUCCAAAUAAAAAAUGCCAAAGAGAAAAGGGCCUAUGGAUGUUUACUUCACACUCAAUCCUGAACCAGUGGUGAAAAAUCGAAGAGACCAAGCAAAAGGGAAACAAACAAAAAUUGAUGCAAAUGACCCUUACAAAAAAGAAAUGAGAGCUCGGGCACUGCAAAGAUUUGCAAGGUGGAUGUAUGAUGCUGGUAUCCCUUUCAAUGCAGUAAAUUAUGAGAGUUUCGGACCAAUGAUUGAAGCCAUUGGCCAAUAUGGUCCUGGUAUGAAGCCACCGACUUACCAUGAAGUGCGGGUUACCCAACUCAAAAAAGAAGUGAAACACACUGAAGAUUUGAUGAAGUAUCAUAAAGAGGAUUGUGCAAAAUACGGGUGUUCCAUAAUGACUGAUGGUUGGACUGAUAAGAGAGGAAGGGCAUUGAUUAAUUUUUUAGUUAAUUGUCCAAGAGGAACCAUGUUUGUUGAGUCGGUUGAUGCUUCUAGCUAUUCAAAGGAUGGGCAAAAGCUAUUUGAAUUACUAGACAAGUUUGUGGAGAAAGUUGGAAAAGAGAAUGUCGUGCAAGUUAUCACUGAUAGCGCUGCAGUUAAUGUGUUGGCGGGGAGGUUUUUGGAAGCUAAGUAUGAACACUUGUAUUGGACACCAUGUGAUGCUCAUUGUUUGGACUUGAUGUUAGAAGACAUUUUCAAGAUACCUAGACUGAAAAAGACAUUUGAAAGGGGUAUUGCAGCACAUGGCUACAUUUACAAUCGGCCUACGUUGCUAAACAUGAUGAGGCGCUAUACAAAUUUGAAGAAUUUGAUCAAGCCUGCAAAAACUAGAUUUGCAACCGCUUUUUUGACUUUGUCUAGGAUGCAUCAACAAAAAAACAAUUUGAGAAAGAUGGUCACCUCCGAAGACUGGACCUCAAGCAAAUGGGCAAAGGAGCCACAAGGUAAAAGAAUGGCACAAACUUUGUUGAUGCCUUCAUUUUGGAAUACUGUUGUAUUUGCCCUAAGGUCUCGGGUCCUCUCAUCAAAGUGCUUCGAUUGGUUGAUACCGAGAAGAAACCUCCCAUGGGAUACAUUUAUGAGAUGGGAUGUCCAAUUGCAUCGACCUUUACAUGCAGCUGCACAUUUUCUUAACCCAGAAUUCUUUUACCCAAAAGCAUUAGAGGUGCAAAGAGAUCAUGAAGUGAUGAAUGGGUUUUAUGAAUGCAUGCAAAGGUUGGUCCCGGAUGUCACUGUUCAAGAUUUGAUCACUAAUGAGAUGAGUAUUUAUAUGAAGGCUGAGAGUCUUUUUGGCAAGGCUGUUGCAAUUAGGCAAAGAAAUACAAGAGCACCAGCUGAUUGGUGGGCAUCAUAUGGUUCUUAUACUCCAAACUUGCAAACUUUUGCCAUAAAAAUCCUUAGCCUAACAUGUAGUUCAUCGGGUUGUGAACGAAAUUGGAGUGUAUUCGAACAUCUUCAUAGCAAGAAAAGAAAUAGAUUGGAACAACAACGUCUCAAUGAUUUAGUGUAUGUCAAAUACAAUAGAACAUUGAGAUUUAGGUAUGACAUGCGCAACACUCUUGAUCCCAUAUCUUUGCAAAAUAUUGAUGAAAGAGCCACACAAGCCCAAAUUGAAGCCAAAUGCCUCGCCUUAUCCCAACAUGCCAAAUACCUCACCAACUAUGAAGCACGGACACCUCUCUGA